Messenger RNA from Indicator indicator, 2208 nucleotides. RefSeq names its product perilipin-3-like. The record is from RefSeq and is a predicted model, not a curated record. The transcript is spliced from 11 exons. Gene Ontology annotation, cellular component: lipid droplet; cytosol. Gene Ontology annotation, biological process: positive regulation of triglyceride storage; lipid storage. Bases 1 to 2208 code for a protein of 735 amino acids. Lineage: Eukaryota; Metazoa; Chordata; Aves; Piciformes; Indicatoridae.
AUGGCAUCAGAGAAGACCACAAGAAAGGAUCUGCUGAAGGCUGAGGAGCAGCAGCAAGCGAGUGCUGUCAAUCGGGUGACCAGCUUGCCCCUGCUCAACUCUGCCUUCAACCUGGUCUCAUCUGCCUACAACCAUACCAAGGAGACACAUCCUUGCCUCAGUGGUGUCUGCAACGUGGCUGAGACUGUGGCUGCUGUGGCAGUAGGUAGCAUGGUUGGUGGGGCACAGCCCAUCCUGAACCAGCUUGAGCCUCAAAUUGCCCUGGUCAAUGAAUAUGCCUGUAAAAGGCUGGAUCAGCUGGAGGAGAACCUGCCCUUCCUUCAGCAGCCAGCAGAUAAGGUCAUCUCAGACACCAAGCAGCUGGUUUCCACCAAAGUGACAUCUGCCAUGGAUGCUGCCUGUGAGGCAAAAGCAGGUGCAAAGGAUCUUGUGACCAACAAAGUGACUGAAGCAAUGGACCUGACCAAAGGAGCUGUUCAGGAGAGUGUUGAGAAGACCAAAUCUGUGGUCACCUCUACAGUCAGCACAGCUCUGGAUGCUGCAGUGAGCCAGGCAGUGGCAGGUGGUGUGGAAACUGUCCUGGGCAUGUCAGAAGAUCUGGUGGAUCAAUACCUCCCGAUGACAGAGGAGGAGCUAGGUCAGCUGGCCACCACUGUGGAGGGCUUUGGUGUGGCUUCUGUGGAGGAGCAGAAGCAGCAGCGAAGCUACUUUGUGCGCCUGGGUUCCCUGUCUAGCAGAGUGCAGCACCGAGCCUACCAACUCUCCCUGAGCAAACUGCAGCACGUCAGGCACAGCACCCAGGCCAGUCUCUCACGGCUGCAGCUGGCAAUAAACCUGAUUGAAUCUGUGAAACAAGAGGUUGGCCAGAAGCUUCUGGAUGGGCAGGAGAAGCUCCAUAAGCUGUGGGUGGACUGGAGCCUGACCCAACCGAAAGGCAACCAAAUUAAAACUGCUUCCUACUUAGAGGUAGAGUCACGGACUCUAGCUAUGCUGAGAAUCAUCACCCAGCAGCUACAACCUGUUUAUGAGAAUCUGAAAACCAGCAUCCAUGGCCUCCCCAGCAGCAUCCAAGAAGCUGUGCACCAGGCCACUCGAAAUAUCCACAAGCUCCACAGGUCUUUCUCCAAUGCUGUGUCUUUCCAAGACCUCUCCAGCACCACCCUGAGCCGGAGCCAGGACUGUGUGGCAGAAGCCCGAAGGUCCCUAGAUGACCUCUUUGAGUAUGUGACUCAGAACACCCCUCUGAACUGGCUUGUGGGGCCCUUCAGGGCAAAAGCUAAAGUGCCACAGGAGUGCAGAAAGCAGCAGAAGAAAGAUGUGAUGAGUGAUAUAAAAUUACCCACGUUAGAGCAGGCUGCAUCAUCAAAGGAGGUGGCUGAGACACCCAAAGAACCAAAGGGAGCAGAGAGGAUUGUGAGGGAGGCAUGCCAGCCGGAGCCUAGCACCAGGGGCUUAGCGCACUGCUGGCACUGUACCGGGAAGGGGGCCGGUGCCACGGGCAGGGGCUGGCAGCUCUCCUGCCGAGGGCAGACGGGCACCGCUGCGGCCCGGUGCGAUCUCAACCUCGGCCGUGCCCCGCUCCGCCCCGGCCGUGCCCCGCUCCGCUCCGCCCCGGCGCUGCCGGCUCCUGCCGCGGCCGGGUCCCGCCGCUUCCUGGUGUGCCGGCAGGCUCCGGCGGGGCAGGCGGAGCGCCGGGCCCGCCGCAGCCCCGAUCACGCCGCUGCCACCUGUCCCCAGGCUCCGGGCCGAGCCGAGCCGUCCUGCGGAGCAGCACCGGCCGCAGGUAGCCAGGACCCUUCCUUCCCUCCCUUCCAGCCGAGGGCAGGCGGAGCAGCGGGCAGCAGCACUUCCCGGGAACGAGAGCGAAGGGCGGCGGGAGCGUGGAGCGGGGCCCGGUGCAGGGCGUUGCGGGGACAGCGGGAGGCCCGGCACGGCCGGUUCCAAAGCUCCGGGCUGCGGCCCGAGCGCCGGCCCCGCGCUCUCCUGUCCGCUCUCCUCUCGUGUCCGCUCUUUUCUCCUGUUCCUCACGACAGAGAGAUCCCAGCUGGUGCUGAGCCCCUGAGCAGCGCAGAGCCCUUGCUUGUGCGGUACGUGGAGCGUGAGCAGGACACCACAGAGCUCCACAAGGGAACCAACCUUCCCUCCAAGGUCCAUAAUAUGCUUUUUCCAUCCAUGCUGCUCCAGCCCAUCAUCUGGACCACCAGCUGA